Molecule: messenger RNA, 1209 nt
Organism: Peronospora matthiolae
Lineage: Eukaryota; Oomycota; Peronosporomycetes; Peronosporales; Peronosporaceae
Source: the annotation of a GenBank genome assembly
AUGACGGCAGACGUGGCGAUGGUGGCAAUGAACGACAGUGCGGGGCUCACCAGCUAUUACGAGCAGAAAAUCGAGCAUCUUGAGCUCACCGUGCGUGACGAGACGCAAAACUUGCGGCGUCUCCAGGCACAACGCAACGAACUUAACUCGAAAGUCCGCUUGCUGCGCGAGGAGCUGCAGCUGCUGCAGGAGCCUGGAUCGUAUGUCGGCGAAGUCGUAAAGCAGAUGGGCAAGUCCAAAGUGCUGGUCAAGGUGAACCCCGAGGGCAAGUACGUUGUCGAUGUCGACAAGUCGAUUGACAUCACCAAGUGCACGCCCAACACGCGAGUGGCGCUCAGGAACGACAGCUACGUGCUGCACAAGAUUUUGCCUACCAAGGUGGAUCCACUGGUGAGUCUGAUGAAAGUGGAAAAGGUUCCGGAUUCGACCUACGACAUGAUAGGCGGUCUCGAUAAGCAGAUUCGAGAGAUCAAGGAGGUGAUUGAGCUGCCUAUUAAACACCCGGAACUCUUUGACGCCCUGGGUGUGGCUCAGCCAAAAGGUGUGCUACUUUACGGUCCUCCUGGUACGGGCAAGACGCUGCUUGCACGUGCAGUAGCUCACCAUACAGACUGCACCUUUAUCCGUGUGUCGGGUGCUGAGCUGGUGCAGAAGUACAUUGGUGAAGGGUCGCGAAUGGUUCGUGAGCUUUUCGUUAUGGCUCGUGAAGCGUCACCGUCCAUCAUCUUUAUGGACGAAAUUGACUCCAUUGGUAGUUCUCGGAUGGAAGGUGGAGGUGGUGGUGAUUCCGAGGUGCAGCGUACGAUGCUGGAGCUGCUCAACCAGCUCGAUGGGUUUGAACCGGCACAAAACAUCAAGGUCAUCAUGGCUACGAAUCGUAUCGACAUUCUUGAUGCGGCACUGCUGCGUCCUGGUCGUAUCGACCGAAAGAUUGAGUUCCCCAACCCAACGGAAGGGUCGCGCAUCGAUAUCAUGCGCAUCCAUUCGAGAAAGAUGAACUUGCUGCGUGGUAUCAAUCUGAAGGUCAUCGCAGAGAAGAUGCCGACAUCUUCGGGGGCCGAGUGCAAAGCUGUUUGCACGGAAGCCGGUAUGUUCGCGUUACGUGAACGGCGAAUUCACGUGACUCAGGAAGACUUUGAGAUGGCUGUCUCCAAGGUCAUGAAGAAGGACUCGGAGCAGAACAUGUCGAUCAACAAGCUCUGGAAGUAA